GUCUGCCCUUCCGUCUUCCCCAUCCCGACUCUCUCUCUCUCUCCCACCACUCCUCCUCCUCCUCCACACCCUCUUUCCCGGAUCCCUAGCUCUCCAGUGGCCUCUGCUGGCCAGAGAGCUUCUCAUCCGCCCAUCAUGAGUCUCGCCCGCCCUGCCCGGUGCCUCUUCUGCACCUUCUCGCGUGCGGCCCCCGCCGGCCCUCGAGUGUCUAGUCGCCAGUUCCACCUCUCGUCGAUACAGCUCUCCGACCGGAUACCUAAGGUCCCCGAGGCCAAUGUCCCCAAGGUCAAUGCUCCUGAGGGAAAGACGCUGGAAGAGGUCUACCGCGACCUCAAGCUCGAGGACUUCAAGCCAUACACCGAGGAGGAGAAAGCUGCUCUCAAGGAAGAAUACACCCCCGAACAGAUUGCUGCCAUUGAGGCCGGUGAGGCAGCCAUUGACUCCAAGGACCUGUUCGAUCAGUUCCGUCUUCGUCGGGAUCCGAUGAGACUCAAGUACCUCGAUGAUUUGUCGGCCAUUGAACCCGGUGUGGACAGGCAUGUUCGCGCUCCCCAAACCAACUCCGACUACAACGCGCCUUUCAAAUCCGACGAGGACUUUAUGGAUGAUUUUGUUCAAUAUUUCACCGAGGCCCCCGAGGAUCUCGAGCCGGCCGAUUUCGUGCGGUUCUUGGAAACCAACCGGGUGACCCGCGGUAAAGAGGAGAACGAGCUCAACGGACACAGCGCACUGGCGCCCAACUACUUGAACGAGGGGGAAACCUUGGAAAAGAUGGGCAACGAAGUGGAAGAAAGACCCCGGUACAGAGACCAGGAAGGCGAGCUCACCUAUGUGAAUCCCAAUGAACCAACAGAGCAGGAGAAAAGACUGUUCCAGGUCACGGGUCUUGAUCGCCAUUACAUCAGAUCUCUGUACGUCAAGGACCUCGUGGUGCGCCGGGUUAGCAACCAGACGCGUCUGGGUAAGAUCCCUAGCAUGUCCGUCCUGUCCACCGCCGGCAACCAGGCGGGCCUGCUCGGAAUUGGUAUCGGCAAGUCCGAUGAAAUCGCCGAUGCCUGUCAACAGGCUCGCGCUCGCGCCAUCAAGAACAUGCGCCCCGUCCCCCGCUACGAGAACCGCACCAUUUUCGGCGAUGUCCAGGGCAAGGCCGGAGCCGUCGAACUGCAAUUGAUGCACCGUCCGCCAGGAUUCGGUCUCCGCUGCCAGCACCUGAUUUUCGAGUUGUGCCGUGCAGCCGGUAUCCAGGAUCUGGCUGCCCGGGUCAACCGUUCCAGAAACCCCAUGAACACCGUCAAAGCUGCCUAUGAUGCGCUCAUGAGCCAGCGGGAUCCUGAGGAGAUUGCCCGUGCCCGGGGCAAGAAGAUUGUUGAUGUGCGCGGCGUGUAUUACUCCGGAAGGAAGCUCCCCGUACCACUGCAUGUGGUCAACCGAAAGUGAAGUUUUCAAACAGCUUGCCUUGAUUGACACCACCUGAUAUUCCUGCAUGGGUGUACACACACUCCAUACCAGACAUGUUUUUGCGUCAUGGCGGUGUAUAUAAUGUCUCUUUUUCUUUUCUGUCCCUGUAUUCUCUCAGUCCUGUAUUCUACUAUCCGGUUUACUCCUCCUGGUUCCUCUCAUCCUAACUACAUCUCAAGCCAAUAUCACAACCACAAUCAAAUCACCAUAAAAACCAUAAA
This is a messenger RNA of Aspergillus sclerotioniger CBS 115572, 1679 nucleotides long. RefSeq names its product mitochondrial 37S ribosomal protein uS5m. Gene Ontology annotation, cellular component: ribosome. Lineage: Eukaryota; Fungi; Ascomycota; Eurotiomycetes; Eurotiales; Aspergillaceae. The transcript is spliced from 2 exons. Gene Ontology annotation, biological process: translation. The coding region runs from base 136 to 1437 and encodes 433 amino acids. The record is from RefSeq and is a predicted model, not a curated record. Gene Ontology annotation, molecular function: RNA binding; structural constituent of ribosome.